Molecule: messenger RNA, 1893 nt
Organism: Salvia miltiorrhiza (redroot sage)
Lineage: Eukaryota; Viridiplantae; Streptophyta; Magnoliopsida; Lamiales; Lamiaceae
Product: probable serine/threonine-protein kinase PBL3
Exons: 6
Coding region: 450-1694 (414 amino acids)
Biological process (GO): protein phosphorylation
Molecular function (GO): protein kinase activity; ATP binding
Source: RefSeq, a predicted model, not a curated record
GGUGGGACCGCACGCCUAUACCAUAUGAUAUCGCCAAACAAAUUCACUGAAUGCUCAAACCAAAGCGAAGCAACCUUGAGAGAGAGAGAGAGGGAAGGCAGCCUCCCCCGAAUUUCUACGCAUUUUCCAUCUCGCUUCGCUUUGAGCUCAGCCCUUUUCACACCGCACCCUUUCCUCUGCACAAGUGAGAGAGAGAGAGAGAGCUACUUUCUUCUUCUGUUGUGCAAUAAAUAUCUACUUUUUAUCUUUACUGUUAUCUACUUUCCUUGGUUCCACCUAAAUUCACCAAAAGGCUGGCUCAUUUUUAGGAAUUUAGUUGGGGAUUUACUGCUGCGCCAUUCCUGAUUCUUUUCCUGUUUUUUCUUGUCCGAUUGUUUGUCUGCAUAUAUACUUUCCUCCUUUCCUUUUGAACGUUGUGGAGGAAUUUUGAUGAUCCUUUCCGUUUAGUUAUGGGAAAUUGCUUUGGUUCCUCUGCGAGAGUUGACGCUACCCUUAGCACCACAUCUGAAGCAUCACGAUUCGCCUGCAAAAACAGCAAUUCAUCAGCUCCAUCCAACAUAAGCAUUCCCUCGUACAGUGCUAAAAGCAGUGCCGAAAGCCUCCCGACUCCAAGAUCAGAAGCUGAGAUUCUGUCAUCCCCUCAUGUGAAGGCCUUCUCCUUUAAUGAGUUAAAGAAUGCAACCCGAAACUUUCGACCUGAUAGUCUUCUUGGGGAAGGAGGAUUCGGCUACGUUUUCAAAGGAUGGAUUGAUGAGCAUACUCUUACUGCUGCGAGGCCUGGAUCAGGAUUGGUCAUUGCUGUCAAGAAGUUAAAACCGGAAGGAUUCCAAGGCCACAAAGAGUGGUUGACAGAAGUUAAUUACCUGGGUCAACUUCGCCAUCCAAACCUAGUUAAACUUAUCGGCUACUGCUCGGAUGGUGACAAUCGGCUAUUGGUCUACGAGUUCAUGCCAAAAGGAAGCCUAGAGAAUCAUUUGUUCAGAAGAGGGCCUCAACCUCUGUCUUGGGCUACUAGAAUCAAGGUGGCUAUAGGUGCUGCCAGAGGCCUUUCUUUUUUGCAUGAAGCCGAACAGCAAGUCAUAUACAGAGAUUUUAAAGCAUCGAACAUUCUUCUAGACGGGGAAUUCAAUUCAAAGCUGUCCGACUUUGGUUUGGCAAAAGCUGGCCCUACCGGUGAUAGAACUCAUGUGUCGACUCAAGUUAUGGGCACACAUGGAUAUGCUGCACCAGAGUAUGUUGCCACAGGUCGGUUGACAGCAAAGAGCGAUGUAUACAGCUUUGGGGUAGUUCUGCUCGAGCUGCUAUCCGGGCGUCGUGCUGUUGACAAAACGAAAGUAGGUGUGGAGCAAAACUUAGUGGAUUGGGCAAAACCAUACAUGGGCGACAAGAGAAAACUGUUCCGCAUAAUGGACAUCAAACUGGAGGGGCAGUACCCUCAGAAAGCAGCCUUCACUGCUGCCACCAUUGCCGUGCAAUGCUUGAGCCACGAGGCGAAGCAGAGGCCGCGUAUGGCGGAGGUCUUGGUCAAACUCGAAGAGCUCCAAGCACCAAAGAGCGCAGCCAGACACUCAAAGAUGGAUAACCAGCAAGGCGAACACAUACCCAUGUUGCAGUCGAAGCACCAUUCGCCUAUGAAUAUGACGCCGUUGGCAUCUCCGGUGCCGGCACACCGGAGGUCCCCUCGUGUAAGAUGAGGCGGGCUCUACUGGUUGUUGUAUGCUUAAUCACAUCAUAUUACCUCGAUAUUCAUCUGUAAAUUUCCCACUUAGGAUCACAUUUUCGUGUUUGUAUUGUUGGUGGAUUGUGGCUUAUGUUACAUCUCUAUUUUUCUUUCGGGAGUCGGAGGGAAAAGCAGUUUGAAUUGAAUUCAAGAUCUCUCCUUUUUUCACAAAA